GCGGCGUCCGAGCUACGCCACAGAGGGCCGGGGUGUUGGGUGCUGGAGAUCAGAGCGGGGUCGUGGCGGCGGCGGUGAGGACAGAGCGGCGGAGGGGGGGGUGCCAUGGCGGGACAGCAGUUCCAGUACGAUGACAGCGGGAACACCUUCUUCUAUUUCCUCACCUCAUUCGUGGGGCUCAUCGUGAUCCCGGCCACAUACUACCUCUGGCCCCGCGACCAGAACGCCGAGCAAAUUCGAUUAAAGAAUAUCAGAAAAGUAUAUGGAAGAUGUAUGUGGUAUCGUUUACGGUUAUUAAAACCCCAGCCAAAUAUUAUUCCUACUGUAAAGAAAAUAGUUCUGCUUGCAGGAUGGGCAUUGUUCUUAUUCCUUGUAUACAAGGUUUCCAAAACAGACCGAGAAUAUCAAGAAUACAAUCCUUAUGAAGUAUUAAAUUUGGAUCCUGGGGCAACGGUAGCAGAAAUUAAGAAACAGUAUCGUUUGCUGUCACUUAAAUAUCAUCCAGAUAAAGGAGGUGAUGAAGUUAUGUUCAUGAGGAUAGCAAAAGCUUAUGCAGCUUUAACUGAUGAAGAGUCCCGGAAAAACUGGGAAGAGUUUGGAAAUCCAGAUGGCCCUCAAGCCACAAGCUUUGGAAUUGCCCUGCCAGCUUGGAUAGUUGACCAGAAAAACUCAAUUUUGGUUUUACUUGUAUAUGGAUUGGCAUUCAUGGUUAUCCUUCCAGUUGUUGUGGGCUCUUGGUGGUAUCGCUCAAUACGCUAUAGUGGAGACCAGAUUCUAAUACGCACAACACAGAUUUAUACAUACUUUGUUUAUAAAACCCGAAAUAUGGAUAUGAAACGUCUUAUCAUGGUUUUGGCUGGAGCCUCUGAAUUUGAUCCUCAGUAUAACAAAGAUGCCACAAGCAGACCAACAGAUAAUAUUCUAAUACCUCAGCUAAUCAGAGAAAUUGGCAGCAUUAAUUUAAAGAAGAAUGAGCCUCCACUUACCUGCCCAUAUAGCUUGAAAGCCAGAGUUCUUUUACUGUCUCAUCUUGCUAGAAUGAAAAUUCCUGAGACCCUUGAAGAAGAUCAGCAGUUUAUGUUGAAAAAAUGCCCUGCCCUACUUCAAGAAAUGGUUAAUGUAAUCUGCCAACUAAUAAUAAUGGCCCGAAGCCGUGAAGAAAGGGAGUUUCGUGCUCCAACUUUGGCAUCCCUAGAAAACUGCAUGAAGCUUUCCCAGAUGGCUGUGCAAGGCCUUCAGCAGUUUAAGUCUCCCCUUCUGCAGCUGCCUCACAUUGAAGAGGACAAUCUUAGGAGGGUUUCUAAUCAUAAAAAGUACAAAAUUAAGACUAUCCAGGAUUUGGUGAGUUUAAAAGAAUCAGAUCGUCACAAUCUACUGCACUUCCUUGAAGAUGAAAAAUAUGAAGAGGUUAUGGCUGUCCUUGGGAGUUUCCCAUAUGUGACUAUGGACAUAAAAUCACAGGUAUUGGAUGAUGAAGAUAGCAACAACAUCACAGUAGGAUCCCUAGUUACAGUGUUGGUUAAAUUGACAAGGCAAACAAUGGCAGAAGUAUUUGAAAAGGAACAGUCCAUCUGUGCUGCAGAGGAACAGCCGGCAGAAGAUGGGCAGGGUGAUACUAACAAGAAUAGGACAAAAGGAGGAUGGCAACAGAAGAGUAAAGGACCUAAGAAAGCUGCUAAAUCGAAAAAAAAGAAACCUUUAAAAAAAAAACCUACACCUGUGCCCUUACCACAAUCAAAGCAACAGAAACAAAAGCAGGCAAAUGGAGUUGUUGGGAGUGAAGCUGCAGUAAAGGAAGAUGAAGAAGAAGUUUCUGACAAAGGCAGUGAUUCUGAAGAAGAAGAAACGAAUAGAGAAUCCCAGAGUGAAAAAGAUGAUGGUAGUGACAGAGACUCUGAUAGAGAGCAAGAUGAAAAACAAAACAAAGAUGACGAAGCAGAGUGGCAAGAAUUACAACAAAGUAUACAGCGAAAGGAGAGAGCUCUACUGGAAACCAAAUCAAAGAUAACACAUCCUGUUUAUAGUCUUUACUUUCCCGAGGAGAAACAAGAAUGGUGGUGGCUUUAUAUUGCAGAUAGGAAGGAACAGACGUUAAUAUCUAUGCCAUAUCAUGUGUGUACGCUAAAAGAUACAGAAGAGGUAGAACUGAAGUUUCCUGCACCAGGCAAGCCUGGAAAUUAUCAGUAUACAGUGUUUCUGAGAUCAGACUCCUAUAUGGGUUUGGAUCAGAUUAAACCCCUGAAGUUGGAAGUUCACGAGGCUAAGCCUGUACCGGAAAAUCACCCACAGUGGGAUACAGCAAUAGAGGGGGAUGAAGACCAGGAAGACAGCGAGGGCUUUGAAGAUAGCUUUGAGGAAGAGGAAGAAGAGGAGGAAGAUGAUGACUAAGCAGUACUAUGACUGGACCACAAUAUUUGCACAUACUUGCAAAUUUUUGCUGUUUCGGAAGUGUAUAAUAAACCAGAAACAGUGCAGAACUGCUGUUGAGGGAGGUAUUAGUUCUUUACUCGAAAUGGGUGCAUAAUACAACUGGGCAGUGGUGGUGCCUUGGUGCAGUCCGAAACGCUUAAGGCUUGUUAGAGCCUUUCACGUAUGAAUGGGAUGGUGCAUUUAUUUCAUCUGCAAACGAUAAUAAACCCUUUGUUAUAACUGUCCAGAAGUGUGGGCUAUGUAUUAUCUGAUCAUUUUAUGGUCCCAGUAAAAGUAAAGGUACAUGAAAACCAAUCUAUAAGUGAGCAACUUUUCUUUGUUUAGCUUUAGUUUGUAGCAAACAUUAGAGGAUGAUAAACACCACACAUACGUUUUAAGUAACAUCUGCUCAAGUUUUAAUCUUUUGAUAAGCUCUAUCAUUCAUUUUAUUGACAUUUUGCAGUGAUACAAGACUAUUUAUAACAGCUCUAUUCAUAGCUUUAAACUUUUUAUUUUUAUCUAUCUUGGUCAUAAAUUGGCAUUCUGUCACAUUCCACAUAAUACAGAGGGCUACAUUUGGGGAUUUUCCUUUUCUUAAUUGCCCAGAGUUAUUAGGUUAUAAAAAUGGCUUUUAAUGGCUUAAAACAUUUUUAAGCCUCUAUUUUAGCAGAUCAGUGCAGGAUCUAAUUCUUUUUAUAAACUAUAGGUCUAAAAAUGAGUGUGGGACCAUAUGUUCUCUGAUGUUGGUGACUCAUGUUAUUAAGCCUUUUUUAAAAGGUUCACUAUAAAAGCUAAAAUACAUUCUUAGCUUUUAAUCUACCUGACUCAGAAGCCUUUUAAGGAAAAAAAUAGAUAACAUGCAGUGGAGGCAUUUUUUUGUAUUCAUUUUGGACUCCUGUCAAUAAAAUAGAAGUUUGACUCA
Messenger RNA from Felis catus (domestic cat), 3331 nucleotides. RefSeq names its product SEC63 homolog, protein translocation regulator (gene SEC63). Gene Ontology annotation, biological process: post-translational protein targeting to endoplasmic reticulum membrane; SRP-dependent cotranslational protein targeting to membrane. Gene Ontology annotation, cellular component: Sec62/Sec63 complex. Gene Ontology annotation, molecular function: transmembrane protein transporter activity; RNA binding. The transcript has 21 exons. NCBI's taxonomy places the organism in Eukaryota, Metazoa, Chordata, Mammalia, Carnivora, Felidae. The record is from RefSeq and is a predicted model, not a curated record. The coding region runs from base 106 to 2388 and encodes 760 amino acids.